Molecule: messenger RNA, 1931 nt
Organism: Corylus avellana
Lineage: Eukaryota; Viridiplantae; Streptophyta; Magnoliopsida; Fagales; Betulaceae
Gene: WEE1
Product: WEE1-like kinase
Biological process (GO): protein phosphorylation
Cellular component (GO): nucleus; cytoplasm
Molecular function (GO): ATP binding; protein tyrosine kinase activity
Source: RefSeq, a predicted model, not a curated record
ACGGUUCAAAACCACAAGAUCUAAGGAUAAAAUCAUUCUCCAGUGUGCUUCUCAUCCCACCCAAUCCACCCCCAUCCCGCGCAAUUUGAAUUUCAUGCUCAAAAAUCGAGCAAUUUAGGCAGACAAAGAGACAGUGAAAGAAAGAGAGAGAGAGAGGGUUGAUGAAGAGAAAAACCCUAAAGAGGAGCGGCAACGGGAAGAGGAGGAGCAGAGAAAUGGAGGGCACGCUAGCGAGGCGCUUGCAGGUUCAGCUGGGGCAGAUCUCAGUGGCUCCCUUUCACCACCACCAAACAUCUUCUUCCACCUCAUCGUCUCUAUCCAAUGCUCCCUCUCUCUUCCAGAAACUUCUGGAACAAGAAGCCGCCGCGGAGGCGAAUCUGCCGUCCGACGCAGACGCCGACGAGAAAGAUUUCAUUCUCAGCCAAGAUUUCUUCUGCACUCCGGAUUAUAUCACCCCGGAUAAUCAAAAUUUACUGAACGGUUUCGAUUGCAACAAGGAAAACAUCCCUUGCCCGAAGUCGCCGGAUAAGCUGAAUACUGUCAGAAGUAAGAGGCGUCGGCCAGAUAGUAUCUUGGUAAAUCCUCUCAGUCCUAGCUUUUCUGGCCAUCAACAAGUGGUGGAACUUGCAAAUGAUACAUUUGGUACAGAUACAGAUGAAGUGAAGUUAGAGAAAGCAGCUGUACCUGGAACACAGAAGAUUCAUAAUUAUGUAUCACAAUCUGCAGUUGCCUUGCGUUGUCGGGUUAUGCCCCCUCCUUGCAUUAAGAAUCCAUAUUUGAUGGGUAAUUCAGAAAUGGACUUAGAUCCUUUUGGCAAUCAAAGAUCAAAAUGUGCAGGUUUCUUCCCUGCACUUAUUGGUGGAGAUGGCCUUUCACGCUAUCACACUGAUUUCCAUGAGAUUAAGCAAAUUGGUAUGGGGAACUUUAGUUGCGUAUUCAAAGUCUUGAAGAGAAUUGAUGGUUGCUUGUAUGCUGUGAAACACAGCACAAGGCAGUUACAUCAAGAUGCAGAAAGGAGGAAAGCUUUAAUGGAAGUUCAAGCUUUGGCAGCUUUAGGGUCUCAUGAAAACAUUGUUGGAUACUAUUCUUCUUGGUUUGAAAAUGAGCAACUCUACAUUCAGAUGGAGCUCUGUGAUCAAAGCUUAUCUAUCAGUAGAUCUUCUCAAUUAUUCACAGAGGGAGAAGUGUUGCAAGUCUUGCAUCAGAUUGCAAAAGCAUUGCAGUUUAUACAUGAGAGAGGAAUUGCUCACCUAGAUGUAAAACCUGAUAAUAUUUACAUAAAGAAUGGUGUUUAUAAGCUUGGUGAUUUUGGAUGUGCAACUCUCAUUGAUAAGAGCCUGCCAAUUGAAGAGGGUGAUGCACGCUAUAUGCCUCAAGAAAUAUUGAAUGAGAAAUAUGAUCAUCUUGACAAAGUUGAUAUCUUCUCCUUGGGAGCUGCUAUUUAUGAGCUUAUUAGAGGGUCACCUUUGCCAGAAUCAGGCACUCGGGUUUUGAAUCUUAAAGAGGGAAAAUUACCACUCCUUCCGGGUCAUUCAUUGCAACUUCAAAACUUACUCAAGGUGAUGGUAGACCCAGAUCCAGUCCGCCGGCCUUCCGCUAAAGAAUUGGUAGAAAAUCCAAUUUUUGACAGGUACCUCAGAAAUGCAGCAUAGUAGUUGCAACCAUGAUAUUUUGAUGAGGACUGGAAUGUUGUAUAUGCAGCCACUAAUAAUCAGCUGUCCCAGCAAGGAGGGCAUGGGGUAAGUUAUGAAUGGCCGAUUGUAAGCAUAUUUUUUGUUAACACACGCAGUCUUUAUGCACCAAAUUUUCACCCCAGGGUGCAGAUUUUGUAAAGUAUAUGGAGAGAGGCAAUCUUGAGUGAUGAUGUAUCAUGGAUUGAAGGUAUGCAAUGCUAAUGAAAUACUUUCACUGUUACAGUAUAUUUUCUUGGU